This is a messenger RNA of Phragmites australis (common reed), 1684 nucleotides long. Its product is annotated as methyl-CpG-binding domain-containing protein 2-like. NCBI's taxonomy places the organism in Eukaryota, Viridiplantae, Streptophyta, Magnoliopsida, Poales, Poaceae. Bases 412 to 1341 code for a protein of 309 amino acids. Gene Ontology annotation, molecular function: DNA binding; zinc ion binding. The transcript is spliced from 5 exons. The record is from RefSeq and is a predicted model, not a curated record.
UAUUGCCCAUGCCCCGGGUCGUUCAACUCUCUCUGGAUCGAACUCCUCUCCCGACCGAGCUCAGGCUUGCAGGACCAAACCAGUGCAAGAACCCAGAUCCCCAAAUCCUCUCAUCUCUUCUCCUUAAUCCAGUGCAAAUCCCCUUGAAUCGGUUGCAAUGGAGUAGGAGAUGGCGGCAGCAGGAUCUAAGGCGUUGGAUUGCUGCCGGUAGGAGCAGCGGCAGCUCGAAUUUAGGGUUCAGGCGGCGGCUGCUGUGGCGCGUCCGGUGGCGGCUUGAGCGUGGGUGAAUCCGCGGCGAGGGGGCGCGUGGGAGGAGGCCGUACGAGCCUGGCUGCGGGAGGAGCUGCAGGUGGCGGAGGAACUUCAGCGGUGACGGCUGGUACCUAGGCCUUAAUACUCCGUACAAAAUCUAUGGAAAAUUCAAAAUCUCCUCAAUCAUCAAAGAAGAGUCGGAUUGUGCCUUCUGAUGUUAAUGGCUCCCGAGAUACUGAUGAUUUUUCAUCUGAAAGUGCGUCAAAUCAAAUGGUUGUUUUCAACCCUGAAGUAGUAGAUAAAGAGCAAGAUGAACUGGGAGAAAACCGUUCCCUGUCCUUGCAGAAGUCAGUCAUUACAAGGGGCAUAUCGCCAUCUAUUGGGGCCUUCACUGUUCAAUGUGCUAAGUGUUUCAAAUGGAGACUUAUUCCAACAAAAGAGAAGUACGAAGAAAUUCGUGAACGCAUUAUACAGGAACCUUUUGUAUGCAAACGAGCUUGUGAGUGGAGACCCGAUGUAACAUGUGAUGAUCCAGAAGAUAUAUCUCAGGAUGGCAGCAGGCUAUGGGCUAUCGACAAACCCAAUAUUGCACAACCACCUCGUGGAUGGGAGAGGCAGAUCAGAAUUAGAGGUGAAGGAGGUACCAAAUUUGCUGAUGUGUACUAUACCUCUCCUACUGGGAGGAAACUAAGGUCUCUGGUUGAAAUCGAUAGGUACCUCCAGGAGAAUCCAGAGUACGUUGCGCAGGGCAUAACUUUAGCUCAGUUCUCAUUCCAGAUACCUAGACCUCUGCGGCAGGACUAUGUCAAAAAGAAAGCUAAGUUAGUUCGUCCAAGUGAUGAAGCAAGUACAAUCACGUCUAAGUCUCUUCAACCAGAAGAAGUGAACCCCCUAUCAUGGGCAGCUCCUACAGCACACGAGGGCGACACCAGCGAAGAAGCAUCUCGUCCUGAUGAGACAUUUGCAUCAGAAGUAGAGCUAACCCGGAAGAGAAAAGCCGGGAACUCUUUGUCAGUAGAGUCUAACCAUCUCUCUGAAGAACCUAAAACCAAGUUAGAGGAUGCUCAUAACGGAGACAGACCUACCUGACAAGUGAAAAACGGCAAUGUCGUGAUGCCGACUGCCCCCCAUCCAUGGUUCUAUCGAUUCUCUAUUUGUGUUUCUUUGUCUGUGGGAGUCAGGUUCUCUGUUUUGCGAGGCCACACUGGCCUUACAUGUUGUAUUACACCCCAGAGGCUGGCCAAAAUCCUAAGCUUUGGGGCAGCAACUUAACGAAACGCUGUAUCUGAGAGACGUGUGUUGGACGCUUUCGGAUAAGUAUGUUUAUUGCCAUGUACUUAGCUAGGAGGACCUGCUUAUGUAAGAUUAGUUUUUUAUAACCUUUUGUGUAAGAUGAACCAGUAGAAGUUAUUGUGAAAAUUUCGUUGAGCUA